Fopius arisanus is the source of this 2851-nucleotide messenger RNA. Its product is annotated as Phospholipase A2 group III. Bases 873 to 2063 code for a protein of 396 amino acids. Gene Ontology annotation, biological process: phospholipid metabolic process; arachidonate secretion. The transcript has 8 exons. The record is from RefSeq and is a predicted model, not a curated record. Lineage: Eukaryota; Metazoa; Arthropoda; Insecta; Hymenoptera; Braconidae.
CAAAUUUACCGGUGAGUGGUUUAUUGUAAGAUUCAUUGAAACCGUGGAAGACUGAAAAUGGUAGUCCAUUGUCCUGGGUCUCUCGACAGUCGGGGGUGACUCCUUUUUCUCAACCGAGGGGUUAUCCUCGUUCAUUACCCAUUAUCUGCUGACCAGUGACCUGGGGGUCCCGUGGCAAACCAGAGGGUCACGUUCAGGAUAAAUAAAAUGUAGACAGCAGCUUCUUUGUUAUGAUUUUGAUAGAAUCCCCGCCGAAUUUACAUCAUCCAGUGAUAAUGCAUGACGCGAGCAAAUUGCACCGUCUCCUGAUGUCUGCUCUGGACAUUAUCAUUUCUGUGAGAACGAGGGGUGGAGAAUUGUCACACACCUCCGGGCGCCCAGGAAGUGGUGGGGAAAAACGGAAAAAGGCACAGGAGCGCGCGAUUCAACUGUACCACGAGGGGGAUUUUUGCCUGGUGGUGGUGGGCAACUGUUUUGGGAUGCUGGACAGUGCCAGGACGUAGGCCUGAGUAUCAGUCGAGUGUUUAAGGGAGAGUAGGCAUCAACGAAUCAAGAGUGACUGCGGAUUUUUUAAGUGGAGUGAAGCAAUUUCGAUGGCUUUUUCAGUGAAGAAAUGAAGAGAUGAUGAGUAAAGAGUGGGGGUCAUUGGGGUACCGUUGAAUGGCCCGAGAACAUUUUAGUUUUCUGGUUCCGUAAGGUGUCCACUUCACCCGGUUUUCGAGAGUUUCCGGCUUGAGGAUUUUUAUGAUGAUGCUUGAAGAACUUUGUGAAUGAAAGAAAUGCCCGCGCGACUAGUGAAUGCCACGGGAAAUUCCUGCGGUCGUUGAAGAAGAAAGAAAAUAUCGGGAAAACGUGCAAAAAUAUAAAUAAAAAUGUGUUCUGUACUGAGUCGAAAGAGUUGGAACAGAAACCGGUGUCUGGUACCGGUAGUGAGAUUGAUCUUGUUGUUGCCACUCGUCGGCGCUCUGUCAGAUGAGAAAAGUCGAAUUAUCAACUCGACAGACAACUUCAUUGUCACGAAGUUGUUGCGAGACGGUGAGACCAGCAGAAUAUUCCAUUACCGCGGCAUCUGUGGGAGAGAAACUAUUCUGGAUUGGGGGGAGACGAGUGUCGCACUGAGGGAGCUGGUGCUUCAGAAUGGGAAGAGACUGCAGCUGAUUUAUGAGGGUGAUAAUUUGACCGAAUGCGUGGACGUUAUAGACGUAAGAUCAAUAAGUGAGAAUAUCUGUGGAACUGACGACCAGGACCAGAGGUACAAGUGGAUUAUUCGGGGGAGUCAAGCACCUUCUGUACUCGAUUGGCUUGCUAGCUCUUCGGAGAUGGUCAGGAGGUGUCACGGGAUCAGCUCCAGGGCCAGAAGCCAUUUGUUUAGGCAACAGUUUCAGAGACGGAGGGUGGAAAGGAGCCUCCAGCAGAUGGUGAUAGCCCCAGGGACAAAAUGGUGUGGACCACAUCGAACUGCUGCCUCUUACAAAGAUCUCGGAGGACUAGACACUUUGGACAGGUGCUGUAGACGUCACGAUCACUGCUGUCGUUCAAUACCACCUUUUUCUGAGCGUUACAAUUUUUGGAAUUACAUGCCAUUCACACUGAGCCACUGCGGCUGUGACCAAAGAGAAUGCAAAAAUGGGACAAUCUCGGGAGAGGGAAGACGAAGAAAACGAGAUGUCUUUAUGAUACCCGGGACAAAAUGGUGUGGUAGGGGUAAUCACGCCACCAAAUACACCAAUCUCGGUGGUUUUGGUAAAGCCGACGCAUGCUGCAGAAAACACGAUACAGCUUGUCGAUUUUGGAUACCGGCGCUUGGAUCACGCUAUGGCCUCGCAAAUUGGCGUAUAUCCACGCUCAUGCAUUGCUCGUGCGAUGAGCGCUUCAGGACCUGUUUGAAACUGGCUGGAACGUCAUCAGCGAAUUUCGUGGGUAAAAUAUUCUUCAAUAUGGUCCAGACAAAAUGUUUCGUAUUCAAACCGCAAAAGGUGUGCACCAGGCAGUCGUGGUGGGGAAAAUGUGAGAAGUACAAGUACAAAAAACAGGCAUUCCUCCGAGACAAUGUUCCCUACUGAUGAAAAACCUCUGAAACCCAAAAAAAAAAAAUUAUUUCUCCCCUCCACCCCGGAGAUACACCAAAGAAAUUCACGUGUCAAAAAAAUAUCCUAGAAAAAUCUUCCACUCAUUUCCUCCCACAAAAUUCUAUUCAGAAUUAUCAAAGAUAAUUAACUAUUAUUAUUAAUUAUUUAUUGAUCAUAUCAUUUAGUCAUAGUAACUACUUAAAUCUGUUGAUUUUGUUUUAUUUUUCAAGAUCUAAUUUUUUUGUUGUAGGAUAAAUUGAAUUCGUUGACUAAACGAAUAAAUAAAAUUAUUAAAAUUUCUAAUUAAUUUAGAGAGCCCGUCAGGUUUUUCUAUAAUAUUUUUCACGUGUGUCUAAAAAAAACUGUUACGAAAGACAAUACAACUAGAUUCAGAGGAAAUCGUGAGAAUUGUCUUGACAUCGGACAUAUCGAUCUUUUUAAGAAUAAAAAUUUUAUAGGAUUCGUACUAAUAAUUCAAUAAUUUGUGAAUAUUCGAGGGAAAUGUCUCAUCAACUAGUGAUAAAUGAGUGUUAAUAUUAAGAGUCAAUGAUCGAGAGGAUCAAUAGAGAUGAAUAUUUUCUAGCGAAUUUAUCCGGAACUCAAUGUUUCGCAUGAGAAUCGAAGAUGGACUUUCAAUAUAUUUUGUUUUCUAUAUCAAUUAACAUUCCGUAGAAAUAACACCUUCAUUACUGAUAGGACAUGCAUGCAAAGACGAAUCAAUUGUGCAUUUAUUUAGUAUUCAGAAUUAUUGGCAGUCAUUCAAUAAAAAAAUUUAAAACUUU